AUGGCAGUCGCUAACGGCCCCAGAACCGCAGCUGCCCUCUGCAACACCGCCUCUCUGUCAGCCGUGCGCAACCUCGACCUUCACUCUUAUGGCCCUAUGGCAGUAAUGACAUCACCUGCAUUGGACAAAUCCCCCUCAGAGCUGAAGGCGAGCGCUAUUGCGCCGGCGGACGGCAUGGCCAUGGACAUUGAGACAAACGGCAAUCAUGACAUGCUGUUUGAUGAUCCCAUUACCAGCACCGACGCGACCGAGGAUCCUGCGCAAACCAAAGCCGCUGUAAACGGUGACCACACGACUUCGGACACGUCAGCAUCUGCACCAGCAGUCGAACCCGCCUUCCAGCCAACUACAAACGUCUCCAGCGGUAUCGACGGCAUCGCGCAAUUCCUGCCUGAUAGCCAGCCAGACAACAACUCGUUGUUUGGCGAGGAUUCCGAUAUGGGCGCAACUUCUUUGGGACAGGCCGUGGAGGCUCCAACUUCAGAUUUGCGCGAGGAGCCUGCAACUGCUGAGGAGCUGACCGCCGCUAAGGAUGCAUCGGCUGAGAGUACGCAACAAGUACCAGAGACACAACUUCCCGCGAAGCAGGAAUCAUCCCCGGAAGCAAUGGACGUUUCCGUAGACGCAUCUCAAGACUCAAAACCACCUGAGUCGUCCGGGCCGCCUACCAAGCCGAUGCACGACCUCUCGAUCCAAACAAACUCCGAUGCCGCAGCCCAUCAACCUACUCCUACUCAGUCACCGGCGCUUGUUGAUCGCGAUAUGGAGGAUGCCCCGCCGUCUGGAAAAGUGCGCCCGCGUGAAGAUGACGAGUAUGAUGUACCGGAGGCGAAGCGGACCAAGACCGAGGACGAAUCCACUAGUCAGGUGGAUUUCAAGGUUCCAGAUGUUCCGGCUCAAAUCGAGCAGCCAAAUGGCAAUGGUGUGUCUUCGGCGCCCGGUUCGAGCUCGGCUCAAGAGCCUUCGGGCGUGCACAACGCUGUCGACUUCGAGGAAUGGCCUACUACUCCCAUGACAAGUGCGCAGAACAAGUUCUUACUGGAGAGGAUAAGGAACACCAAGAAGAUCAAAGUCUCUCUUGCGUUCAAAGACCCUGUGGAUCACAUUGCGCUCAACAUUCCCACCUACCCUGAGCUCGUGAAGAAGCCAAUGGACUUGUCUACAAUGGAAAACAAACUGAAAGAGAACAAGUACACCUACGUCAGAGAGUUCAUGGCAGACUUGGACCAGAUGAUCGAAAACAGCGAGUUGUUCAACAACAAGCAGCACCCGGUCACUCAGGCAGGCUACAAUCUGCGUGCUUACUUCUUGAAGGGUAUGGGCAAGAUGCCACGAGGCAGCAGUGCUGAGGAGCCACCCAAACAGGUGAAGGCGAAAAAGCCUACGGUCAACACAGCCAACAAGGCUCGUCGCGAGUCUAGGGUCGCACCACCUACCGUAAAGUCUCCCGCUGCUACAACACCUGGAACAGCCACAUCGUCGGGCCCCGCAUGGCCUCUCGUUGAAGGGGUUCCCGUCAUACGUCGCGAUUCAUCAGGUAUGAAUGAUCGACCGAAGCGGGAAAUUCAUAGGCCUUCCAAGGACCUGCCAUAUUCCAGCGCUAAGCCUCGCAAGAAGAAGUAUGCGCAGGAGCUGAAGUUUUGUGAAAGCGUUUUGGCAGAGCUUCUCAAGCCGAAAUACGCUGCCGUCUCGUAUCCUUUCGUAUCUCCUGUAGAUCCCGUGGCUCUUAACAUCCCUUCGUAUCUCAAGAUUAUCAAGAAGCCCAUGGACUUCGGCACGAUUGAGAAGAACUUGAAGGCUGGUAUGUACCAGAGCGCCAAGGACUUCCACGCCGAUGCCCAUUUAGUCUUUCAAAACUGCUACAAGUUCAACCCCGAAGGGGAUGCAGUCAAUAAAAUGGGCCACGAUUUGGAAGACAUCUUCGAGAAGCUGUGGCGGGAGAAGGCAGACUGGCUUGCUGCGCAUGCGCCUGAGGCAUCUCCUGAAAUGUAUACUGACGAGGAUGACGAGGAUGACGAGGAGGAGGAGGAGGAAGUCGAUCCUGCGCAGGCACAGUUCCUCGCUAUCCAGCAGCAGAUUGCGCAACUGAACGAAACUGCUCAAGCUCUCCUACAGCAGCAGAAAGGCAGUAAGCGCGCUUCGCCCAAGGCUUCUUCAAAGAAGAAGAAGAGCAGCUCCAAGCCUUUGCAAAGGAAACAAAGUCUCCCUCUUUCUGUACCGCCUCCUCAGCCAAAGGGAGGGAAGCCCAAGCCAAAGAUCAAGGCCCCGGCGCCUCUGACAUUCAACCAAAAGCAGGAGAUAUCAGAAGGCAUCAGCACGUUGGGUGACGCUGACAUGAGGAAGGCAGUCCAGAUCAUCAGGAAUGGCUGUCCCCACCUCGCAAGCGUGCACGACGAUGAGAUGGAGCUCGAUAUGGACGAGAUUAAUGAUGACACCCUGAGAGAGCUCUUCAAGUUCAUCAAGUCGAUUCGCGGUCCGAAGGGCGGGGUGGUUGCUGAUGAUGACUUCGAGCCUCCACGGCAGAUCACCAAGCAGACGACCAGUAGGCCCAAGAAGAACAAGCCCAUGGGCAAGACGGAGCAAGAGGACAACAUGCGCAAAAUCCAGGAGAAGUUGCAGUCUUUCCAGGGCGGCGCUUCCGGGUCCAGCCAGUCUCCACCUGCAAAUGAUGCUUCUAGCGACGACGAUGAGUCGAGCGGCUCCGAGAGCGAAGAGGAGUAA
Molecule: messenger RNA, 2721 nt
Organism: Parastagonospora nodorum SN15
Lineage: Eukaryota; Fungi; Ascomycota; Dothideomycetes; Pleosporales; Phaeosphaeriaceae
Exons: 3
Coding region: 1-2721 (906 amino acids)
Biological process (GO): chromatin remodeling; regulation of DNA-templated transcription
Cellular component (GO): nucleus; chromatin
Source: RefSeq, a predicted model, not a curated record